AUGCUUAAUUUAGAAGGAGAAUGGAGUAUUUCUUUUGCAGGUUGUGGGUUUAUGGGCAUCUAUUAUGUUGGAGUUUCAGCUUGUUUUCUCGAGCAUGUCUCCCACCUCGUUCAAGACUCUUCUAAAAUCUAUGGAGCUUCGGCAGGUGCUCUACUGGCUGCAGUUCUAACCAUCGGAAUGCCCAUUGAGCAGUGCUGCGAGAGUUUGAUGUACAUGGCCAAGGAGGCCAGAAAGCGUAAACUUGGUCCUCUGCACCCAAGCUUUAACUUGCUGAAGAUCGUGCGUGACACUAUGGUCCGAGACCUCCCAGAUGACGCUCACAUCCGAGCCACAGGCAAACUCUGUGUGUCCCUCACUAGAGUGUCCGAUGGGCAGAAUGUGCUGGCAUCAGAGUUUGACACUAAGGAGGAACUCAUCCAGGCCCUUCUUUGUAGCUGCUUCAUCCCCUUUUACUGUGGUGUUAUACCUCCUACCUACCGAGGAGUGAGUUAUGUGGACGGUGCCAUCAGUAAUAACCUACCCCACUGCAAAAUGCCCAACACCAUCACAGUGUCCCCUUUUUCAGGCAAAAGUGGCAUCUGUCCAAGAGACAUCACCAUUAACUUUCACGAGGUGCGCUUCAAUAAUGUCAGCAUCCAGGUGAAUACUGAGAACAUGUACCGGGUGACCAGUGCUUUCUUCCCACCAGAACCUGAGAUAAUGGCAGAGAUCUGCCAUAAUGGAUACAUGGACACUAUUCGCUUCCUACAAGAGAACAACCUUCUCAGAACUGGGAACCCUUCCACCAGUUCGUUGACAGAAGUAGACUCUCCCAAACCUUCUUGUUGUGAAACGGAGUACGAUUCAACUAAAGUUGAGGAGACUGAGUCCGCAAAUAACUUGUUACUCAAAAGACCCAAGCCUCAAUGCAAGCCGCACUGGUGGCUGGACCCACAGAAAACUGAGAACCUACCCGUCCUUAUCAAGAAAGUGUUGUGUGAGGCAUGCAAGGAGAGACACACAGAUGGUCAGCUUGCUCAGGGUACUGAACGUCUCCCGGGGCGAGUGACGUCCUACAUGCUGAUGCCUUACACACUACCUGUGAAGGCGGCUUACCACCUGACUCAGAAACUCGUGAGCUUGAUCCCAGAUGUAUCCUGUGAUAUGCGCUGGCUCUACAAUAUGGCUGGUGAUAUCUACAAACAGGCCUGGAAGAGCACAGAUGAUAAGAUAAAAAGGUGUGUCUCAGUGUCGGGUCCAUAA
Molecule: messenger RNA, 1242 nt
Organism: Hypomesus transpacificus
Lineage: Eukaryota; Metazoa; Chordata; Actinopteri; Osmeriformes; Osmeridae
Product: patatin-like phospholipase domain-containing protein 2
Exons: 8
Coding region: 1-1242 (413 amino acids)
Biological process (GO): triglyceride catabolic process; lipid homeostasis
Cellular component (GO): membrane; cytoplasm; lipid droplet
Molecular function (GO): triacylglycerol lipase activity
Source: RefSeq, a predicted model, not a curated record